Linderina pennispora is the source of this 3045-nucleotide messenger RNA. Its product is annotated as Cullin-domain-containing protein. The transcript has 7 exons. Lineage: Eukaryota; Fungi; Kickxellomycota; Kickxellomycetes; Kickxellales; Kickxellaceae. Gene Ontology annotation, cellular component: Cul5-RING ubiquitin ligase complex; SCF ubiquitin ligase complex. The record is from RefSeq and is a predicted model, not a curated record. Gene Ontology annotation, molecular function: ubiquitin protein ligase binding. The coding region runs from base 1 to 3045 and encodes 1014 amino acids. Gene Ontology annotation, biological process: SCF-dependent proteasomal ubiquitin-dependent protein catabolic process; protein ubiquitination.
AUGAACAUCUCGUACAAAGGCUAUGUUGACCAGCCCAAGUUCUGGGAGUACCUGGGUGCAGAGGUUGCAUCAUUCCUCGAGAAGGACACGAAAGGCUUGUCCUAUUCUGAGUACAUUGGGCUGUACACUGCAGUCGCGGACCGCCUGUCGUGUAAUACAGUGAAAGUGUACGGAAUGAGCCUUAGUGGCAGUCCGGUAUCAUACGCAUCGAACUACGACUUGGCCGAGGAGAUGUACCUGCAAGUGACAGGCUUUAUGACCACGUAUCUCGGCCGCCAGCGCAACGAGGCAAUGCAUAGACAAGGCCUCCAGCUACUAGAGUUCUAUCAUGACACAUGGAAGCACUACCACGUGGCAGGCACGGAUGAUGGAUUCCAUAAGAGCUGUGGUCGCAACGUGUAUGCCAUCUGCGACCUGUUCCACCAAAUGUGGUACACUCAUCUGCUGCUGCCCAUCCAUGCCCACCUAAUGGACAGCAUGCACAUGCUGGUUAACGCCAAGCGGGAAAAUGCAGUUAUCGACGACGCUGUCCUACCGCCCACUGUCCGCCGCGGCAUCCGUUGCACGACCGGUGUGUAUGGCAUGCACUAUGAGACGCCGUACAUUACCAAGUCAGUCGAAUACCAUAGCCUCCGUCUGCGCAGCAUGUUCAACGCGGGCAAGAUAUGCGAGUACAUCCAUAGCGUGCACGAGUUGGUCGCUGCUGAGGAUUCGCUGGCUAACAGCUAUUUGCUAAAUGGCUCGAAGGAGAAUUUGAACAGCGUGCUCAACCAAGAGCUUAUCUUCAGGGUGUCAAGUCUGCUUCUCCAGACAAUGCCGGAGCUCUUGAAAACAAUGAGCAAGCACAACCUGCACGCACUGUUCAAGCUCCUUUCCCGAAUUCACCCUGAUGACGGCCUGGUGCCAAUGUGCAAGCACUUUGAGUCCUAUGUCAUUGAGCGCAUGACCGCCUCCAGCCCAGCCCGGACCAACGUCGAGAACUCGAUGCGUGCGGCCGCCGAAAACACACAUGCGUUUGUUACAUGGCUCAUUGCCGAAUACGACGAGCUGGCCGCCCUGGUGACCCAGGUCUUUGAUGGCGAUCAACAUCUAUUGACCUCACUGAACGCAUCAUUCAAGGAUGCAGUCAACUCCAACACACUUUACAAGUCGCUUGACCGCAAGGCGCCCGUGCUUAUCGCCGACUACAUCAGCUCGUUUCUCAAAGUUGGCAGCGCGUCGUUCAAGCAGCUUGAGUCGUCGGUGGCAGAUCCCGAAGGCGAGAUUGCGCUGCGUGUACGCCGAGUCAUGGACCUGCUAAAGUUUGUCAGGGAAAAGGACACGUUCUUCAAGUUUUAUGACCUCGAGCUGUCAAAGCGCCUGGUGGCCGAGCAAAGCAUCUCGUUCAGUCUUGAAGUGACCAUCGGAGGCAUCAUCAAAGAGGCCAUUGGCGUCGCGGGGACCCUGCGGCUGAAUGAAAUGCUGAGUGAUAUCCAGGUCAGCCAGAACCUCACCAAGGAGUUUGCCCGCAACGAGCACGGCCACGGGGUCAGCGUGAAUGUAAAGGUUCUUAAGGCCGUGACGUGGUCGCGCCAUCUGUCUGAAAGCAACCCGCCGCUCCCGCCGAUAUUAGACUCGAUCAGGCAGGACUUUACUGAAGUCCACAACCAGCAGCACUCUGGCCGCACACUCAGCUGGCUAACCGGCUACACCGUCAUUGUCACUAUGUACCAGCUAGCGAUCCUUGGUAUGUUCACCGCUGAAUCCGGGCCAGGCACCGGAUACGAUUCUGUCAAGGGACCGACGCUAACCUGCGGCCAGGUUAAGGAAGGGACAAAGAUGACGGAGGAGCAGACGCUGGCCGAGCUGGACUAUCUGAUAAAGUCGCGCCUCUUUGUUGCUACCAACAAGGUGCUGGGCCCGUCGACCAGAGUCCGCUUUAACGACCGGUUCCAAUCCAAGCAGCUGCGGGUCAAUCUCGCCGAAAUGCGCUGGGACCAGAAGCAGAAUGAGGCCAAGGAGGCUCUGCGUGAGGUGAUGGCAGACCGUCAAAACUUCCUCCGAGCCCUGAUCAUACGGAUUAUGAAGCAGAGGCAGAGGCUCUCGCAUAAGGCCCUGAAGAAUAAGGCGUUUGAAGAGGGGAAGAAGCGCACAGUCAUCGAGGUCAACGGAAUGUACUACCUGCGGUUGAUAGUCAUAAGCACUGUUGCGCUAUGGCUGCCGCUCUGCCUAUUCUACGGCGCCGUGUACCGACGCAGCGUCAAUGUCAACCACAUCCACAUCGAGGUCAUCGAUCUGGACAUGGGUCCGAUUGGCAAUGCUGUAACAAACGCGGCUAUGGGGGCUCUCCGCAACAACAACAACCCCACAUGGCGCUCGGCUAAGGAGUGGAUUAAAAACCAUGGCUGGGGCGGGGUAGUUGUCAACCCAGGCGCAUCAGACCGGCUGGCGCAGGCGCUGAAUGGCAGGCCUGAGUACAACCCAGACGACGCACUGACAGUGAUAGUUUCCAGCGGACGAAACCCAAUCGGCGAGCCCCUGUUUGCCCAGCCAGCUCUACUGGAGCUAGCCUUACACGUCCAAUCUAGAUUCGCGAUCAGGUCGCUGACUGACUUUAAGCGCUCUGGUGCAACAGCUACCCCAAACCUGAACGCGCUACUCAACCCUGUGUCGUACACCAAAAUUGAUCUGACGCCGCGGUUUUUCCGCUGGUUCUACGCAACACCAUUCUUCAACGGCGCCAUGCUGUUCAGGUACAUAAUCAGCGGUGCAUACAAGCGCAUUGGAGAAAACGUCGGCAUCAUGCUAGGCGAAAUUGCGAUCAUGGCCUGUGCUCUCGGGAUUACCGCCUGGCUCAGGCAGUACAUGGCUGUGAACGGCAUAUGCGAUGUGCCCGGAUUCAUCCAUGGCAACCCCUUUUACAACAGCCCUGUCCCCUACUACAAGGCAGAAGUCUCGGCACCAAUGCUCAUGGCUGAGAGGGACGACUCUGAAAGAAGAACCCUGCAUAUCGCCGACUCGCACAACGACGCCACCAGUGUCAAGGACGGAAAUCUGGGCGUGUAG